Molecule: messenger RNA, 1331 nt
Organism: Anguilla anguilla (European eel)
Lineage: Eukaryota; Metazoa; Chordata; Actinopteri; Anguilliformes; Anguillidae
Exons: 7
Coding region: 48-1268 (406 amino acids)
Source: RefSeq, a predicted model, not a curated record
GUAUAUUGUGUUUCAAAACUUCUCUAGUGAUUACUGCGUGUGUAAUAAUGCCGGAUGUGUUUUUAGCGUUUAGUGCUAUUGCACUUGCUUUGAGUUUUGUAAAUCCUGCUCAUGUGUUAUCUAGUAACACCCCACAAAGCAAGCCUUAUGAGGACAUUUGGGGUUCUAAAUGGGUGGUGCCAAGAAUUAACCACCACAGAAAUGUUGUGCCUAGUACAGAUAAUGCCAAAUUUCUUGUUAAAGGCUCUCCAUAUUCUAGUAUUCCAUCAACAGCUUUGCCAAAACCUGAUGCUGAAAUCCAGUGUGGUGCCAAGGACAUGACCCUAAAAAUUUCAAAACUUGGAUCCUCUCCUCUGCAUGUGAACCAAAAUGAGUCUUGGGUGGCGGUGUUCCAGAAGUUGCCAAGAUGCAGUAGCAGGAAGUCCAGGCACCGACGACAGUUGCCACCUCAUUUUGGAUGUGUCCUUUCCAAACCGGAUGGCCCAGCUACAUUUCCUGUGAGGGUUGCCGGAACCCCUCUGGUGAUUGGCUGCCCAUUUCCCCCACGCGAUCCUACAGUUGAGUGUACCACUGGCCUGCAGUUGCGACUUAAUGGUGUCUCUCCUGGCGGCCUGAAAAUCAAGGUGAUGGGGUACUGGUAUCCCCUGAUGGUUAUUUGUAGAUGGUGUGGACUCUCUGUGGAACUGCAGGGUGGAGAGCUGUCCAUUAAGGCUCCAUUCAAAGGCUCCUGCACUGAAACUAAGGAUGGUGUCCAUAGUAUUUCUCUUCGUUCAGGAGAUACCGAAAUGGUUUUCACCUGCUCACCACCAGUCUACCCUACAUACCCACCUUACCCUUACCCCACAUUCCCUCCCUAUCCUUACCCUACAUACCCCGCUUGGUUAACUGCCCCACCUACUGUUAAACCUCCACUCCCAUGGCCCAUUUUCCCUCCACCUCCCACACCUCCCAAAACUAUAUUCCCUUGGCCAGGCCUGCCUUACCAUGUCCAUCCUUCUCCUGCACCAUUGCCAACUGCCCACACUCUUCAGCCUCCACCCUCCUGGCCAUAUGUACCCUCCUGGCCUGUUGUGCCUCAACCUGCACCUGCUCCUGCGCAGCCUUGGCAACAGCCUUUCACAUACCAGAGCUGGUAUGCCCAAAAACCUGAUGGCUCCAAUGCAGGUCAAGUGACACAAGUUGAAACUUCUGAUCUGCUGGGAGAUGGACAAGCAAGUAUACCUGCCAAGGAUAGCUGUGAGUUGAACUUGAACAGUGAUGACAGUUGACGGCACAGCUGAAGGAAGAUGGAAUCGUGUUUAUGUAAACAAAUAAAAUUAUUUAAAAAAUAA